This is a messenger RNA of Neolamprologus brichardi, 2951 nucleotides long. NCBI's taxonomy places the organism in Eukaryota, Metazoa, Chordata, Actinopteri, Cichliformes, Cichlidae. The record is from RefSeq and is a predicted model, not a curated record.
ACAUACAGCGCAAAUCCCGACCUCUCCGGAAAGAGAGAGAGAAAAAAAAAUCACACUCACACGCGAGGAAAAAAAAGUACUUGCGAGACGUUCUGAGCGUCGCGGAUAAAACACACGGAGUGAAAACUACCUGUAAAUGGGAGAUUUGUCGCCUGCUUCUCUUCUCUAGUUCCCGUCUUUUUCUUCUUUCCUUUUUUAAGUUUGCUAAUAAACUUUAUCGUGCGGCGGCUGUUUGAAGUUAUCGCGUGCUUUAACGCCUCGUGCUGUUGCGCAAAAACAUGGGAUUUACAUCUUAGCGCCGCUUCUCCCGAAGGAGCGCUCCGUCUGGAAGCUUUGUCAAUGGAUUUUACCGACGGUUUUCCCGACUGAAGUGUUGCCGCAGGGAAUACUCGCCCCCUCAACUUGGAUUUGUUUCACCUAAACGGGGGUCUGAAAGUGUCGCGAGCACGCCAGUGGUGAUGUCUUCUAACAUCUUAUGAUAGAACGACAAUUUCAGAUCUGACAGUUGACUACCAAGCAACCGAUUGGCUUUUCUGAGUAUAAGGACUUCAGAUGUGUCCCCUGCCAGCCACAGUGGCCCUUCAGUCACGAGAUGUUUUCCAGAAGUCAGAACGACAGCGACGGGGGAGGAGGGCAGCGGGGGUCAUCAUUGAACCAGCCAGCGGGUACACUGAAUGACGAAGGGAGCUCUGAACCACGGACUCGGCAGACCGAUGACGGUCCUCCAAAUCCCGGGUUGAACAAAGGACAGCUGCCCCAUACUGAACCAGUGCUGUCUCUGGAUCAGAUUAGGAUAACUGGGAGUAGCAAUGAGUACACAGAAGGGCCCACUGUUGCCCAAAAGUCUUCAGGUACUCAGGAUACAUCACAGGGCUUAGGAGGCAGUGAACAGCAGGAGACUCAAAAAGAGAGGCCUUAUAAUCUCCGCAACCUGCACGGAAACUCUUCCACGCCGGGUGCUAUGCAAUCUUCCAGUGUAGACGACUCCCAUAGCAGCAUCAGGACCAGCGUGGGAAGCGUUUCUUCAGACCAGAGGCUUAUCGGCAGCCCAGAGAACAGCGACCAGAUAAUCAGAACACAGCCCAACCGUUCCGAACUGAACUCAGAGGAGCUGAAACCCCUGAAUGAGGAGUCCAGGCCAGUAGUGGUGAUGACGAGCAGCAGUGUCAAUAGAAAUCAAGGUAAACACUCGGUUAGGUGUGAGGACUGCGGCCGAUGUCAGUGUUCAGAUUGCCGUCGCCCACGGGUGCUCCCUUCCUGUUGGAUGUGCGGCCGGCGGUGCGUGUGCUCAGCAGAUAGUGCAGUGGAGUACGGGACGUGCGUCUGCUGCAUCAAAGGCCUUUUCUACCACUGCUCCAGCGACGACGAGGACACGUGCACGGACAAGCCAUUCUCGUGCACGCAGUCCCACUGCUGCGUCCGCUGGGUCACCGUGUCGCUCCUCUCCUUGUUCUUGCCCUGUAUCCUGUGCUACCUCCCGGUUAAAGGAUGCAUGGCAGUGUGUCAGUGCUGCUAUGACAGAGCCAAACGACCCGGCUGUCGGUGCAAGAACUCAAAUUCAGUCCACUAUGAGGAUGUCCGGAAACCAACGUAGACGUAGUGUGUGUGUUGAAAUGGAGAUGGAUGGAAUGGCUCUACGCUCGCUCAACUCGAUAGGCAUGUAGUUGUGUAGAUGAAAGGUUUUAAUAGAGAUCUAAUAAUGCUGUUGUGCUUAAGGUUUUGUAUUUUUCAUCUAGGUCAUUACAAUAUCUGCUGAAAAAUCGCCUUAAUAUGCUGCCUUUUUAAAGUGGGCUCAGAAAAAUCUCUGUACUAAAGGCACGGGAGGUGCAUUCACUCACCCUAGCAUUAGGAGUUUCACUUGAAAGGUAAACCAAAAGAAGCGCUCUACAUUUAAAGGUAUGAAGACAUAUUCAACUACUGUCUUUUUUUCCUCCUUUUUUUUUUUUAAUGUCCUGAAAAUUUGUUCACUCAAGUGCCCUCGUUGUUUUAUUGUUAUGAGAGUCCAACAGAUAGUGUCUUCUCUCUUUUUGUUGUUUUAACAUUUAAUACAACUUGUAUGCUAAGAACAGAUUCCUGUUACUGACUGUAAAGUUUUAAUUGCAAACGGUGUGCGUACGUCAGAAAACGAGUUGAACAGAUGUUUUAUUUUUGUACAUAAUACUUCAACUGGGAAAAGUUUUCUGCCAUGCCAGAGGCACCUUGAUGAAUCCAUACCUAAACUAAUCAGCCACAACAUUAAAACCACUGACAAGCGAAGCAAUGAUGUCAUUGCAGUAUAAGGUUUGCCCGGGAAACGUACCGCCCAUUUAAACGUCGUUUACGCAAAGCCCCACCCCGGGACAGGGGACAGUGUUCCCAUCACACUUCAUAAACUGCUCAGGAACGAUUUGAAAGAACACGUUAAAAUAUCCCAAACUGAUCAGAAACAAAGUCACCAACCCACAACCCAUGACAGUGUCCCCACUGCCAGACACAACAUUAAUCACAGUGUUUUUUAAGAAAAGGGAGACAGGUGGUUUUAAUGUUUUUGGCUAAUGGGUGUAUAUGAAUCAGAUAAUUGACCUUUUUUUUUUGUUUGUUUGAAAUUUUGUUUUACAUUCACUGGAAUGUUUCUUAAUCACGUUUAUGUAAUUUACAAAAGAAAGAUCUUAUCCCUUCUACUUGUAAAUUGUACAGUGACCUUAUAUGAAAAUUCUAUUUUCUAAUUCCAACAUUGCCUAGUGUAAAGUUAAAACUAUAUAUUUAUUUGAAGGUUUAUUAUUUUAUAAUGAUAAAAUAUUUAUUUUGAGAAGGCAUCAAUGGUUUCGCCUCUUUGUGGGAGAAGGGGUCACUCUGUAGUCACUGCAAGCUCAGAGAUGACCCUGUACGAGUGUCAAAGCUGGAUGAAUAUGUCACUUUGGAUUAGGAGACAAAUAUAUUAACGUUUGACAUUAAACAACCCUGAAGUCUGA